AUGGCUCUACGAUUAGUGUUAAAUUGUCAGCAGAUUCCAGCCGUAUUCCGGUACAGCACCGUAUUUCAUCAUCCACGGAAAAUUUUAAGCAACAUUGGCAGUGAUCGGCAGCUAACGAUACUGCGAUACACGAGAAAUGCGAGAAACACGUCGGCGGAAUCAUUUGCCCCACGGCAAACGAUCGUACCGACGGAAGUGCAAGGGAUUGCGAUCGAAUCGGGAUACAUUGAUCCUUCGAAAAUAUGGCGAUCAUUGCUUUUUACUGCCGCGUUCUCAACAGGAAGUUUCAUUGGAGUUUCUAUCUGGGAGUACGAAACGAUACGAUCGCGUGCAAUGCAAGCGCUGCGAAGCAAACUAAGCGUCAAUUGGUUUAAGGACCGGAUGAAGCACAACCGUCAGGAGAUGGAACAGUGGCGUAAAGAUCUGACCGGUUGGUGGAGCAAACUGUCCCCCGGAGAGCGGAUAUUUGCCCCGAUUUGUGCGCUAAACGUGAUCGUUUACGGUCUGUGGCGGAUACCGAGCCUGGCACCAACGAUGGUGAAGUAUUUCGCCUCGAAUCCAGCAGCAAAAGCGGUUUGUUGGCCCAUGUUUUUGUCUACCUUUAGCCAUUAUUCAUUGUUUCACAUAAUGGCGAACAUGUACGUAUUGCACAGCUUUUCACAUGCAGCCGUUGCCACCCUGGGACGGGAACAGUUCCUGGGCGUUUAUCUGAGUGCUGGCGUGAUCGCUUCGUUUGCUAGCCAUGUCUUCAAAACGGUGGUACGACAGCCGGGGCUUUCGCUCGGUGCUUCCGGUGCAAUCAUGGGGAUCCUGGCGUACGUAUGCUCUCAGUACCCGGACACGCAGCUUAGUAUAUUGUUCCUGCCAAUGUACACAUUCUCAGCUGGUGCUGCCAUUAAAGUAAUUAUGGGCAUCGAUUUAGCGGGUGUUUUGCUGGGUUGGAAGAUUUUCGACCAUGCGGCACAUCUGGGCGGUGCAUUGUUCGGUCUGUUUUGGUGUUAUAUCGGGAACCAGAAUGUGUGGCCACUGCGGGAACACUUUAUCGGUUACUGGCACGAGAUGAGAGGACCGCCGAAGAAAUGA
Molecule: messenger RNA, 1083 nt
Organism: Anopheles marshallii
Lineage: Eukaryota; Metazoa; Arthropoda; Insecta; Diptera; Culicidae
Gene: rho-7
Product: presenilins-associated rhomboid-like protein, mitochondrial
Exons: 5
Coding region: 1-1083 (360 amino acids)
Cellular component (GO): membrane
Molecular function (GO): serine-type endopeptidase activity
Source: RefSeq, a predicted model, not a curated record